AUGUCCGCACGCGAGCCAUCAAGACGUCCGCACCGAAAGCUGAAACGACUUUUGGCGUUAAAUAAGAAACACGCCAAGGAGGAGGAGGUCGUGGCGGCGUCGUUGCGGUUUGGGCGACGUCAGGAGAGAGGAGCUGGACGCCUCCUUGGAGGCUGCGAACAUAUCCCGGGUGUAAUUGAUUCUACGCCCAUGGCCUCGCGCUCCCGGAUGUGUGCUGUCCCUCCCUCGCCCUCGCCCUCACCUCCCUCCGUCUCUCGUUCCAGGUCGGCGUGGUGGACGCGGCCUACCAGUACAUCUGCGAGCUCCAGUCGGCCCUGCUCGCCAAGUUCUCGACGAAGGGCGUCCCAGCUGACCUGGCCGGUGUCGUGGGCGGCAAGGUGUCCUCCCCCUCCGACGUCCAGGCGCUGGCCCUCCACCUCAUCCACUCCGGCAUGUCGCAGCCCUCCAGCAUGGCGACGCCCUCCGCCGCCCCUGCGCCCCCGGCCACUCCCACGCCCACGUCCACGCCCACGAGCAGCAGGACGCGCCUUCCGACUCCCCGGCCAACCCUUCCCCAGAGGACGCUACCAGCUGUCGCCUCUCCUUACCUCCUCAAGGACGCCGCCCCCAGUGUAUAACCGGCGGCCGUCAGACAUGCGAACUGUUGUACAUUACAAAUCAUUGGCCAUUUUUCCGAUAAGUUUAAGGUCCAGUUAAGUUCAUCUUCUGCUGACGAUGAACUUUGUAUAUACACAAAUUCAAUAUCUCAAGAAUCUCCGAAGGUUCCGUGACCUGCUAAUUACCACGCGAACCUGUUAAUUACACCUUAAUUGAUGAUGUGACACUAAUCGCUCGUUUACACCCACGCAACGACCUGUGUAAUAAAGUAAAUAGUACGAAUCUCGGGUACAAUGGUUCAGUGUACAGUAGCCGUGUGUUCGAUUAUCUCACCGUGUGUGGAUGUUCUGGAACAUUUUUUUUAUAUAUAUAUGUUGAAUGAUAUGGCGCCCACUGUCGGGAGAUCCUCAGUAUGCUUUCUUGAAGGAAUUAAUGGUCUUAGGAUAAAAAAUGGUAUAUUUUUUUUCUCCAGUGAUUUAGGGGAAAUCUCUCAUUGUUGUGUACUUAUUGUAUGAUUAGUUUAUGCUAAAGAAAUGUACAGGUAGUGAAUAUUAAUUAGAACACGAGAGCUGAUAUGACAAUUAGAAUAAUCUUUUUAUAAUGGUUAUACCUGUAAGCAUUUUUAAAAACCAUCACGAAAGUUUACAAUGGAGGUAAGCUGGGUGAUCUCUUGAGAUUGAAAAAAAAACAAUAAGCUAAUUUAUCAAAACUAGUGUUAGUCGGUGGUACAAGAGCUUUAAAAAUGGCGUAGUGGAGCUGCCAAUCGCGUUGUUAUUGUUGAGAAUUAAUAAGUGAUGACCCGAAGCCCUUCCCCCCUCUCCUCCCCCACCCCCCUCUCUUGCCUCCCUCCCUUCACUCUAGUUUAUCUUUCACUCUACUCUUUCCGCGCUAGGGAGUCUAAAAUGACCUGCUUUGACCUGUUUCGCCGCUUUGUUUUUCCCCGCGUUCUGACCCGUAUGACUGGCCUGCAUGAUGAGCACGGUUGACCUGUAUUCCUUGACUUGUAUGAAUGACAUUUAUGACCUGCUUCGCUGACCUGGCCUGAUCUCAGUCAUUGGCAUGUGUGACCUGCAUUGCGAAGGGUGAAUUGCCUCCAUCCAUGACCUGCAUGAUUGGCAUUAGAGACCUGUAAUAAAGCCUCUUAAUGAUCUCCAUAACUCAUGAUUGACCUGGGAGACCGCUGCCGAUGACUUGCAUAAAUAGCUCGACUGCAACAUGUGACCUGAAUCAACCUCACUGUUAUACGUUCAAAAUGACCUGUACCGUACAAUACUUCCUGUUCUGCGCGGAACUGACUUGACCUGUACGACUUCAUGACCUACGAAAUGACCAGAAAACAACCAAGUAAAGUUCUAUUUUUUUCUGGUACCACUCACGACAACCUCAAUCAAGACACUAGCAACCUCACUCAAUGCAGGAGACGUCACGCAGACUGCAAGUUGGAAUUCGCACCAGAUAUGGCUAAUGCGACUUUUAACUCUCCUUAUUUCGCCAAACCUUGGGGAGCGUGCGGGAUGAACUCUCCUCCCCUCCCUCCCUCCCUCCCUAUCCCCCCUUCCCUCUCUCUUAUCUCCCUACCUUCUGCCUCUCUCCCUCCUCCCUCUCCCCCCCCCUCUAUAUCCCAACCCUCCUGCUUUUCCCUCUCCCACCCCUUCC
This is a messenger RNA of Penaeus indicus, 2253 nucleotides long. RefSeq names its product serine/arginine repetitive matrix protein 1-like. The record is from RefSeq and is a predicted model, not a curated record. Lineage: Eukaryota; Metazoa; Arthropoda; Malacostraca; Decapoda; Penaeidae. Bases 1 to 696 code for a protein of 231 amino acids. The transcript has 4 exons.